This is a messenger RNA of Argiope bruennichi, 4768 nucleotides long. Its product is annotated as KIF-binding protein-like. NCBI's taxonomy places the organism in Eukaryota, Metazoa, Arthropoda, Arachnida, Araneae, Araneidae. The record is from RefSeq and is a predicted model, not a curated record. Gene Ontology annotation, molecular function: protein binding. The transcript has a single exon. Bases 194 to 1882 code for a protein of 562 amino acids.
AGUGUCUGUUUUCAAGAGAAGAGAUUUUCGCAAAAUUUGACUUCUUAUGCUUUUGAAACAUAAAGGUAUGUAAAAGAUCCUUAGCAUUUCAUGCUGAAAGAAUCAAUUAUAACUUUUAAAAGUAAAUACAAAAAUUAAGUGAUUGUACUGUUUAAGAUUUUCUGCUUUUUAUCUUGUGGAAUAUUCAAGAAAUAUGUUUGUAUCCGAGUAUACUCUUUGGUUAACUUCUGCCCGUGAGCGAUAUGCAGCUAUAAAAAAAGUCUUGGAACAGUCGAAAAAUGAUCCUCCUACCGAACCUUAUCGAAGUAAAUAUGAAGCUAAAAAUAUGUUAAUUGAUCUUAUGUGCGAACUUGAAAAAUGGAGAAAUGUCAACGAAGCGCAAGUUAGACUUCUUUUCAUACUCCUCAGUUAUGAAAAAGCUGUUAUUCUUAUUGAAACUGACGAAACUGGGCCUGGAAGUGAGAUUUUAACUACCAUAUUAGAAGAAGCACGAGCAAUUGCCGAAACCCCAGAAUGUAUUCAUUUGAUUAUUAAGAUUUUAAAUCAGUUGGGUAUAAUAUGGAGUGAAAGGGGAGAGAUAGAAAAAUCCUUAUCAUAUCUUCAAGAAGCAGAAACUUUGUACAACAAUUACAAAUCUAAAAACAAUUGCUGUCCUUUUGAAUUAGAAGAAUUAUUUAUGAUUGAAAAUGUUAAUAAUAAAGAUUGGACUUCAUUUGAAAAGACUUUCACUUAUACCCUGUAUUAUUUAGCCCAAGUUUAUGAGCAUCUCAAUGAUAGUAACAAAUCUGCAAUGUAUUGUCGAGAAACACUGAAGAGACAAAGAGAAAGUGGCGAAUAUGAAACAAAUGAUUGGGCUAUGAACUGUGCUACCUUAUCACAAUAUUUUAUCCAAGAAAAACAGUUUCCUGAAGCUAGACAUCUAUUGUCUUGUGCAGCUUAUAUUCUUCUCAAGUAUGAAAUCAAAGUUGAACAGAAAUUGGAUGAGAAUAGAGAUGCUUGGACUGAAGUCCACCAAAGUAAAGCUUCACUCUCAUGUUGUUGGUUAAAAUAUUGUGUUAAUCUUUUGGCUGAACCGCCAUAUAAUGAUGAGAAGGAUAAAGAAUCUGAAAAAUUUAGUAGAUUAAUUGAAGAUGAAGAUGUCAUAAAGAUGGAAAAACGAAUACCAUGCUACAUAACAUCAUAUAAUGAUGCUAAAAGCAUUUUUAUCUUUGCUACAAAUCAUGUGUCUGUGGCUAAAUCUUAUUUCACACUGAAUGAGUAUGCAAAUAAUUAUGCUCAGAUAGUUCAAGAUAAUAGUAAGCUGUAUAAAUACCUUGCAGCUCAUGAUCCUGAUCACAGUCGUCAAUGUAAAAUGCAUAAGAGACGCUUGGAUAUUCUUGAAGAAUUAUUGCGUAGAUUGAAUCCUCAGUUUUAUCUUGCUGUCUGCCGACAAUUGCAAUUUGAGCUUGGUGAAAUCUGCCAUGAGAUGAUUGAUCUGAAGACAAAAAUUGCAAAUGAAUCUGAUGAAGGUCUCAAUGUACACAGGGCCAAGAAAAUUAAUUCUUUAGCCUUAAAAGGGAUUCAACAUUUCCAAGAUUUCAUUGAUUCCAUGAAAGAUAAGGAUGGUAAUCUUCCCACUACUUAUUCCAGUGACAUUGUCAGACCAGCAUUAAUAGCUCAUUUUUAUAUUGGCAGGUAUUAUUCGAAACUUAUCGAAAGUGACACUAACAAAAAAUUGUAUGAUUUGUCUAAAACAGAGGAAUACUACAAUUAUAUUGUCAAAUAUGCUGAAGCAAAUCCACAACAUGCAGAUAGCGUGGAGCAUGAAUUGCCUGUUGUAAAAGAAAUGCUUGAACUUAUGUCAGAGAAAAUGAAUCAGAUCACUUGUUCUACUUUAUUCUAAAGCCAUUUUUAAUGGAAAAGUAAAAUAAACCUGAUGUUAGAAUGCUGAAAAAAAUGUGUUGAUUAGAUUGAAAAAGUAUUUAAUUCAAAGGACUAUGUAUAAUCAUAAGUGUUAUUUUCUAAUAUUUUCACAGCACUUUAAGCAUAAAUUUUAGUUUAGGAUUUCUGCAUUGUGCUGAACAUUGCUGUGACAAAAUGCUUAAAUAGUAUGCUUUAUUUUGGGAGUGUAAAAUUAAUAUUUGCAAUCAAUUGUGAUAUAUAUAUUUCCAAACAGCUAUUUUUUAUUUAAAAUAAAGCGCAUGCCUGUUUAAAAAAUUUCAAAUUCAUUUUCAUGUCGGUUUUAUUUUUGAAAAUUAUUCUUUAUAUAUAUAUAUAUAUUCUUAAGGGGAUUAUUUUAUUUCUAAAUUUAAAGAUCUUGUUGAAAACAUUCAUUGUAAUUAUGGCAUGCAUCUACUUUAUAUGAAUCUUUUAUAUUUUGUUUUAUGUGAAAAAAUAUAAUAUGGAGAACAAAUAUAAAUAAUAUACCCUUAAUUUAUUAUUAACACUUUGUAAAUAUUUCUAAUGGAUGUCCAUCAUCAAACAUCCAUAUCUAUGUAUGUGUUGAACAGCUUAGAAUUAAGGAAAGAUUUAGUGCACUUUUAAAUUCUUAUUUCAUUGUAGCUCCUAGUCAUUUGUGGAAAAUGAAAUCUUUUUUCUUUGAAAAAUAUAGAUAAAAAGUUUCAUAUUGCUUCAGGGGAGAAUAAAUUUGAAAUCUUAAUUUCUAUUUUAAAAUCUAUAAAUAUGUUGUUACUUUUCUUUUAGCAAGGCAGCAGUCAGAUCAUGAAUUAACCAAUCAAACCUAGCAUUCAUUUCAGAAUAUAAUUUUUUUUUCCCUUUCUUAUUUUAAUAACUGAUAAGUAACAGAAAGUUUUUGCUUUUAUAUUUGGCUAUAAAUACUGUUGAGCUAACUGAAAAAUAGAUAUAUAAUUGUUAAAUGUAUAGUAAUAAAAAGUAUAUUAACAUUGUUGUCAGUUUUUAAAUUAAAUUGCUAAAUGUCAAAUAAUUUUUUUCCCCUGUACUGUUAUACAUAUAUAAAUUGAAGUAUUGUUUAAUAUUUUACUUUUUCCUGUAUGAUUUCGUUUUGUAGUUCCGUUAUACUUUAUAUAUAUUUGAUACAUAAACUUUUUAUCCUCUAAAACAUUUGAAAAUUCAUCUUGCAACACUAUGUCUAAUGGAGGGCAAAUCUAAAACUUUGAGCUUACAUUAUUCUAGUAUCACCUUCUCUUAAUGAUAGAUUACACUAUACCUUUACAGUAACAUUCCUAUCCUAAGAUAAAAGCAUGACCCAGAGAAACCUUUGUUCCUUUAUAAUAUACUUUAGUGCAAUGGGCAUAGUUAUAUGACCAGCAAAAAAUUUAUAAUAGAGGAUAAAGGUUGCAUAUUUCUCCUCAUGAUAAUUUAUCAAUAUAUAUAUUAACUGGGCAUAUAUAUAGAUAUAUUUGUAAUAAUUUUUAAUUAUCUACAUUCCUAAUCACUAGAAUUCUGACUUUAUUUUAACUUUUAAGUUGAACAAGCUUUUAUAUUGCAUGAAUGACUUUUUAGCAUGUACUAAAUAAAAUUGUUAGUAGAUUCUUUUCUAAAACUAUAUAAGUUCAAAAUACUUUCUUACUGUCUCUUCUUCCUAUUUUCUGAUUGAUUCAUUGUAGCUUUUAAAAGGAGAUUUUGAUAAUAAUUACUAACUUGGCUAUUUUCUUAAUAUCAUGAAAAAUAAAUUAUUGAAUUGCACUGCUACUUUCCAUAAAUCAAAAUUUUUUUAUAUAUAACAGCUAAGGGCUUGAUAAUAAAUAUAGCUGUUAUUUAAAUAUAUCUAAAGGUUAUUAGAAUUCCUGUGUGAUUUAUUUGGAUUUGUACACAGAUUACAUCAUAACAUAAUAACUUUGCAACACGUUUAUUACAAUAUUUUAAACCAAAGCCUGUUAUAUGGUUUCAAAGAGAGUUCAAUUUAAAUCUAAAAUAAUAAUAGUAAUUCCUUGGUUCUUCACCCUUACUAAUAAAUCUUUUUCUUGUAAUAUAAUUUUUAAAUACAAAAAAUAUAUAUUUAUUAGUUUAAAAAUCCCCAAUAAAAUUUAGUUUUGCCGUCCUCUUGAAUUAUGUAAACAAUAAAAAAAACAUUGCUUUAAAAUAAAUCAUCAGAUAAAGUAAGCUAAUUAUGUAAAAAAAUCAUUAUUUGUAUCAACUGUAACUUUGGAAAUGUAUUGAAAUUGGGUAAUUUCUUUCAAUAGUUUUAAUCAAAUAUUAAACUCUCAUCAAUAAUUUUAAGAAUAAAAAGUUUUAAUUUAUUAUGUAUGAUUAAUUUAUUACUAUGAUUUGAAAAUGAAUUCACCCUGUAGAAUGAAACGUAUGUGGAAAAUUGUUUUUUAUUAAUGUUGCUGCAUAAUCAUGAUUAAAGAGGAGAGCUAUUUCUAAUAAUUUUAAAGAAAAAAGUCUUAUUUAAAGGAUUUUUCUUUGUUUGGUUAUAUAACCUUUCAUAUUAUAGAUGUAGCUAAGGUAUUAGAUGCUGUGUUGAGUGGGUGUUGUAUAUGUAUUCCUUUGAUAUGAUCAAUCUAACAUUCUUUUUUCUUGUUGUUGUUAGUCUUUAUUAGGAAGUUAAUUGUGUAUGAAGGAAGGUUUGGUUCCUUUACAUUGUUUUAUGUCAAUAUAAUGUUUUUAUAUCAGUCCGCAUCCUUCUAUUUUCAUUCUGCCAUCUAAGCUUUACGAAUAAUAAGAAUGUAAAAAUAUUGCUGUUAUUUACUGUUAACUGUUUCCUAUAUGACUGUGACUAUAAAUAUUUGUUUUUUGAUGACAUGCAUUUUAUUUUUGUUUUAGUUUCUUUCCAUUUUAUUAAACAAAAAUGGAAAUCAAUAAAUUC